Molecule: messenger RNA, 2502 nt
Organism: Grus americana (Whooping crane)
Lineage: Eukaryota; Metazoa; Chordata; Aves; Gruiformes; Gruidae
Gene: FBLN5
Product: fibulin 5
Exons: 11
Coding region: 647-1813 (388 amino acids)
Biological process (GO): elastic fiber assembly
Molecular function (GO): calcium ion binding
Source: RefSeq, a predicted model, not a curated record
CGGUGCUCUCUGCUCUGAGGCACAUUUAACUGUGAAGUUUGCAGCGGGAGAGGCUUUCCUUCAAGCUGUUAGUGUUUUAUCCUGGCAGGCUCCUCGAGGUUGUUGUGAGGAGUCUAGCCAGUUGGUGAGCUUUGUAAUCUAAACCAGCUGUCCCAGGCUGAGGCCCCCAUUUGCAUUGUUUAACAUACUUAGAAAAUGAAGUGUUCAUUUUUAACAUUCCUCCUCCAAUUGGUUUAAUGCUGAAUUACAGAAGAGAACUAAGCAAAACCAGGUGCUUUCUCUGUAUUCUCUCCAGUGUCUGAGGAGGUACAGACGGCUCCCGAUCUUCUCCAUUACUUGCUAUUUCAUUCUUUGGACUAUAAAUGACUGAGGAACUGAAGUGCUAGCAGAGGGUAAUGUUUGGAAAAACUUUCUAGUUAUUCAUCAGCACAGACUCCGGUUUUUUUCCACCUUUACCCAACGGUUUUGGACAUGCAAGGAUUAAAAAGGUAAGUGGAUACUGACUGCUUUCACACUGGCCGUCUGCCUUUCAAGCCCUGGAAAAGCACAGCAACAAUGCACUAAUGGGUUUGACCUGGACCGUGCCUCUGGGCAAUGCUUAGAUAUUGAUGAAUGUCGGACUAUUCCUGAGGCCUGCAGAGGAGAUAUGGUGUGUGUCAACCAGAAUGGUGGCUAUUUAUGCGUACCCCGAACAAACCCAGUGUAUCGGUCACCAUAUCUGAAUCCUUAUUCAAAUAUUUAUCCACCACCCCCAGCACCAGGCCCCGUUCCUAACUACCCUACUGUUACAAGACCUCUGAUCUGUCGAUUUGGUUAUCAGUUGGAUGAAAACAAUCAGUGUGCUGAUGUGGAUGAAUGCGCGUCAGAUUCUCACCAGUGUAACCCCACCCAGAUCUGCAUAAAUACUGAGGGGGGCUAUACCUGUUCCUGCACUGAAGGCUACUGGCUGUUAGAAGGCCAGUGUUUAGAUAUAGAUGAAUGUCGCUACGGCUACUGCCAGCAGCUGUGUGCCAAUGUGCCCGGUUCCUACUCCUGCACCUGCAACCCAGGCUUUACCCUUAACGACGACGGAAGAUCAUGCCAAGAUGUGAACGAAUGCACAAAUGAAAAUCCUUGCACUCAGACCUGCGUCAAUACCUACGGCUCUUUUCUCUGCCGCUGUGAACCUGGCUACGAACUGGAAGCUGAUGGAGUUAACUGCAGUGACAUGGACGAAUGCAGCUUCUCAGAGUUCCUCUGCCAGCACGAAUGUGUGAAUGCGCCUGGUUCUUACUACUGUAUCUGUCCUUCGGGCUACAACUUGCUUGACGAUAGCAGAAGCUGCCAAGAUAUCAAUGAAUGUGAAAACAGAAAUUUCACCUGCAAUCCACAGCAAACGUGUUUCAAUAUCCCAGGAGAAUAUAAAUGCUUAGACCCAGUAAGAUGUGAGGAGCCUUAUAUCCAGAUUAAUGAGAACCGCUGCAUGUGUCCAGCUGAAAACGCCGGUUGCAGAGAUCAGCCAUUCACCAUCUUGUACAGAGUGAUGGAUAUGGUGUCCGGGCGGUCUGUACCUUCUGACAUCUUUCAGAUGCAAGCAACAACUCGUUACCCUGGAGCCUAUUAUAUCUUCCAAAUCAAAUCAGGGAACGAGGGCAGGGAAUUUUACAUGCGGCAAACGGGACCGAUCAGUGCUACUCUGGUGAUGACCCGCCCCGUGAAGGGGCCCCGUACUAUUCAGUUGGACUUGGAAAUGAUCACUGUUAACACUGUCAUCAACUUCAGAGGAAGCUCUGUCAUCCGGCUGAGGAUAUACGUAUCACAGUACUCCUUCUAAACCUUGAGUUUGUGCCCUGGAAACACUAAAACAAAAGAGACGGUUCCUCCUCUGCAGAACUCUCUCCUCAGAAGCCAGUACGUAUAGCAGCUCUAAACCAAACCAGUAUUUCCACAGACCCGGUGACCUACGCCUACCUGAGGAGGGAGGCCUCUUCAUGCACAGUCCCUACCAGGAUGCAGACAUCUGAAGAUGAAUCGUCAGCAGAUCCCGUAUGAUUCUCUAUGUGGUCAUAUAUUUUAAGGACUCUCCUUUCCAUUGUAAACACUUCUAGGGUAUGAGUCUAUGAAAGACUGUGAACCUUUGUAGCUCCAAGGCUGCUUAGCAAAAACCACCAAAGAAACUGAGGAAAAAGCUGGCUUUUGCAAUCUUGCCUUUCUUUUUUUUUUUCAUUACAAAUGGAAAGCAGACAAACCAGCAGAAACAGAAACAAAAAGCGACCUAUUGAAACAAGGGAUCUCAGAAGUGCUGACUUACAUUCCCAAUUAUCUCUGGAAUUAUCAGGCAGGCACUUUGUCUCAAUUCACCCUGCAUUUGUCCUAGUUUCACCUGUUUUUUCUUUGAUUCUAUUUUAUAGUUAAAAUCAAUUGUAAAUUCAUUCCAAAAUACACGUUGUAUUAUGUAAUCUUCUUUCUAACAAAGUGUCACAUGUUUGGGUUCCUUCCUGUAUUAAAUCUUUCUAUAUAACA